Molecule: messenger RNA, 1682 nt
Organism: Amphimedon queenslandica
Lineage: Eukaryota; Metazoa; Porifera; Demospongiae; Haplosclerida; Niphatidae
Exons: 10
Coding region: 109-1665 (518 amino acids)
Source: RefSeq, a predicted model, not a curated record
GGAAAACAAUAACUUACUUCCCUUCAUCCCUCCCUCUCUAUCUCUUUCUUUGUUUGGUGUGUUGGUACUCUCCUUGACCCAUAGCUCCAGUCCUUUCUGUUGGAUAUUAUGAUACUCUUUGAUAUUAUAACGUGGCCGGUCCGGGCCCUCUUCUCUCUCUUGUCAUCUCUUCUCAGACUAAUCCUCUCCAUCUGUCUCUUCCCGUUUAGACUGGCAGCAAGUAUAGCUAGGUCUUUGUGGAUUAAAGUUUGUUAUGUGUUCCAAUAUGCUGAGAACAAGCUAUCAAUCCUCAAAACAUGGAAGCCAUUUUGUUACCUGUUCCCUCUCACACCAGUCAAUGACAGCUCUGGACCGACCAAUCAGAAUGGAGACGAGCCUCUGGAGAUGAAAGGAAACUUAAGGAGCAAGGAAUAUAAAUCACGAUCACCAUCUCCGGAUGAAAUUGAUGAGGGCCAGACUAUUUCAUCAUUAAUACAAGACCUCCUGAAGAUCAGUCAAACUGAAACACAACCACAGGAGAGAAGUGCUGAUAAGAUACAGCUGCUCCUACAAGAGCUGAAUGAAUUAGCAGCUGCUGGUGGACUAACUGGCAACAAUGAUGAUACCCCAGCUGGUGCUUCUCCUAGAGUCAGUGUCCUAUUGGAGGAUCUGAGUACUCUAGAGUCAUACUUAACCCAAUUCAUAUCGGACGAUGAGGAGGGACACCUACCAUUACCUCCUGACAGGAUGAGCUCUCUUGAAACCAUUCUUGAGGAAACAGCAUCAAAGGAGUCCUCACCGCUACACUGCAGGAGCCCUCUGCCUCACAAAGGAAAGAAACCACACCCACUAGCUGUACAGACGAUAGAGGAGGAGCGAGAACUCACCCACUCACAGAACGAGAUCAGUCAGACUCUUCUCCUGUUACAGAAAGUCGCUAAAUCUCAUGAACUGAAGCAAUCUCUACAACAAAUGUCAGACAUGCACCGCCAGGAGGAGGAGGAGGAGACCACACCCACUACUGGGGAAGGGGUGGGGUCAGAUCAAGGGAAGACCACACCCGGUUCCGCUAGGGAGAGGAGAGAAUCGUUAAAAAAUCAGCUUGAUUCCUCACAAAAUGAAUUGGAUUCUCUUAUAAGCUCACUGGACCAACACCAAAAGUUCAUGUCCUCUCAGAGAGAGCUCCAGGAAGCUAUGGAUUCACUGAAUGAGCACACUACUGGUAGUGAAGCCACACCUCCAAAGAUCACGCCUCCAAAGACUGCAGCAUCAGGGGGAGGGGCAUCAUCUAAAUUGACCACGCCCCCAAACACUGAGCAAAUAUACGAUAGUCUAUCUGCAGUCACUCCUGUUUAUACGGAUGUCGUUAAAAGGCCACGCCCAUCUUCAAUUAUGACAUCUCAAGAAAGCAUUUAUGACUCUAUAAAAACUGGUCCUGUUGCCACGGCAACCGACGAGACCCCGCCCCCAAUACCGUUACGACGGACUCUCUCUGAUGCCUCUACUGAUAGUUGUGAUAAUAGUCCGAUAUUUUCCAGGAGGCGUGGCUCAAUUAGCGACGAAGAUAGAGAGUGUUGUCAUGGCACCCAUCGUUGUCGUCAUAGUAACAGCAAGCGUAUCGGGCGGAGACACUCUUCUACUUCAUCUUGUAAGCACUGUGACCAUUCACCCGAGAGGUAUGAAUAAUUAAUUAAUAAUUAAUA